Messenger RNA from Adineta steineri, 10482 nucleotides. NCBI's taxonomy places the organism in Eukaryota, Metazoa, Rotifera, Eurotatoria, Adinetida, Adinetidae. The record is from the annotation of a GenBank genome assembly.
AUGUGGUUAUUAUUCCUAUAUAUUGGUCAAACAUCGGGUAUUUCGUACAAUCAACCAAAACUUUGUGCAAAUGCAACGUGGAACCAGACGGCUCUAACUUUUGCUACAAGCACCUUGGUCGGCACACGUCCUCUGGGUAUUUUUGUCGAUACAAAUAAUACUGUCUAUGUAGCUGAUUAUACGGAUGGCAGGAUUCUAAUAUGGCUUAACGGAAGUACUACACUUACUGGCAAUAUUUCAAGUGGUUUAACUACACCUUAUCCUCUUUUCGCUACGGACAAUGGGGAUCUUUAUGUCGGUAAUGCCUACUCAAAUUAUCGAGUUGACAAAUGGGCAUGGAAUACGACAAGUAGUGUUCCAGCAAUGUAUAUUUGUUCAAUAUGCUAUGGUAUUUUUGUGGAUAUUAACAAUAUGCUUUACUGCUCAAUAUUUUCUUAUCAUCAAGUUAUCUAUAAAUCAUUGAUCCAAAAUUUAAAUGUAUGGAGUAAUGUUGCCGGUGUAAGUAAUACAGCUGGGUCAACAUCGACAACACUUAAUAAUCCAUGUGGAAUUUUUGUCGAUACUUACAUGAACUUGUAUGCAGCUGAUUGGGGAAAUAGUCGGAUUCAAAAAUUUGCAUCAGGACAAUUGAAUGGAACAACAAUAUCAACAGGAGCCAUCACACUCUAUCAUCCAACUGGAGUUAUACUUGAUGGUGGUGGAUAUGUUUUUAUUGUUGACAAUGGCAACAGUCGCAUUAUUGGCUCAGGACCUAACGGUUUUCGAUGUAUAAUGUCAUGUUCUGGAUCUGGUUCAUCAUCCAGCCAAUUAAAUAUUCCACAAAGCAUGAAUUUUGACAGUUAUGGAAAUAUAUUCGUUACUGAUCAGUAUAAUAAUAGAAUUCAAAAAAUUCUUUUGUCAUCAAAUGUCUGCAAUACAACCUCAACAACAACUACAGCUGAUGUCAUAUCAUUCAAUCAACCAAAAUUUGGCGCCUAUGCUGCUUGGGAUAGUGUUGGUAUUACUUUUGCAACUAGUAGCACAGUUGGCACGAGUCCAUAUGGAAUUUUCGUAGAUACUAAUAAUACAGUUUACGUCGCCAAUAAAGCAAGCAAUCAGAUUCAAGUAUGGUUAUCAGGAAGUAGUAUACCCACAAAAAAUAUUACUAGUGGUGUUACUUCUCCAUAUAGUAUCUUUGCUACAAUCACUGGUGAUAUUUAUGUCGAUAAUGGAUAUACAAAUAAUAGAGUCGAUAAGUGGGUAUCAAAUCGAAAUACAAGUAGUUCAGUAAUGCAGGUUCAAGGUGCAUGCUAUGAUCUCUUUAUCGAUGUUAAUAAUACUCUUUACUGUUCAUUAUAUACUCAAAAUCAAGUUGCCAUUAAAUCAUUGAAUGGUAAUUCAAGUAUGUGGAUUGUUGCUGCUGGUACAGAAUGCUCUGGAUCAACUUCGAAUACACUUAGUAAUCCUCGUGGAAUCUUUGUUGAUACAAAUCUUAAUUUAUAUGUUGCUGAUUGUGGAAACGAUCGGGUGCAAUUAUUUUUGUCUGGACAAGUAACAGCAACUACAGUAGCAGGAAGUACAGCUACUGGAACUAUUUCACUUGAUUGUCCUAGUGAUGUUGCACUUGAUGGUGGUGGAUAUCUUUUUAUUGUAGACAGUAAUAAUAAUCGUAUUAUUGGUUCAGGACCUAAUGGCUUUCGUUGUAUAAUUGCAUGUGCAUCUACCAGUGGUUCAGCAUCCAAUCAAUUAAGUAGUCCAUCGACUUUUAGUUUUGAUAGCUAUGGAAAUAUAUAUGUUACUGAUCAAGGUAGUAAUAAUCGAGUGCAAAAGUUUAUGUCAAUACCAAAUACUACCUAUCCUCUGUCUUUUAAUCAACCAAACUUUUGUCCAUCUACAACUUGGUAUACAGAUGCUGUUACAUUCGCUAAUAGCAAUAUAGCCGGUUCAGGUAUCUAUGGUAUUUUUGUCAGUAUUAAUAACACUGUUUACGUUGCUAAUCGAGCCAACACUGUAAUUUAUGUGUUUCUUGAAGGAAGUGUCAUUUCUAGCAGAAACAUAACCAGUGGUUCGAAUAGUCCAUAUGCUAUCUAUGCGACACUUUAUGGUGAUGUAUACGUUGACAAUGGGGCUAAUAGUCAAAUUAAUAAAAUGGCAGUAAAUGCCAAUAGUAGUGUUACGGUUAUGACAGUUAAUAACGGUAUUGAAGGGUUUUUUAUCGAUAUUAGUAAUACUCUUUAUUGUUCAAUAACUUGGAGCCAUCAAGUUGUCAAAAAAUGGUUAAAUGAUAAUGGGACUACUGUUACUGUAGUAGCUGGUACAGGUUCUGCGGGUUCUGCUGUGACUCAACUUUAUUAUCCUUCCGGACUUUAUGUUGAUGCUCAAUUUAAUGUAUAUGUUACCGAUUGCGGAAACAAUAGAAUUCAAUUUUUUCCACCAGGACAAAUAGCUGGAAUAACUAAAGUAGGCAGUGGUGCAAUAGGAACUAUAACACUUAAUUGCCCACAUGCUAUUACUUUUGAUGCUAAUAAUUAUAUGUUCCUUAUUGACUCUAAUAAUAAUCGAGUUAUAGGAUCAGGACCAUAUGGUUUUCGAUGUUUAUUUGGAUGUACAACUACUGCUGGUUCUUCAUCAAGCCAAUUAAAUUCACCACGAACUUUCGGUUUCGAUAGUUAUGGAAAUCUUUUUGUUUCUGAUUCAAAUAAUAAUCGAGUUCAAAAGUUCAUUAUAGCAUCUAAUUCAUGUAGUUUGUCCUAUAGUCAACCGACAUUUUGCUCAAGUGCUUUAUGGUCUGUAAAUGCCGUAACUUUAGCCUCGAGUUCUAUUGCUGGUUUAUUACCUUAUGGAAUUUUUAUUGAUGGAAUAAAUACUGUGUACGUAGCUAAUCGAGUUAGUAACACUAUUUUAACAUGGCCUCAAUGGAGUACUACAUAUACAAGCAAUAGUUAUAGUAAUUUGAGUAAUCCAUAUAGUCUUUUGAUGUCUCUAGCUGGUGAUAUUUAUAUUGAUAAUGGUUAUUCAUAUGGUCGAGUGGAUAGAUAUACAUUUAAUACAUCAAAUCGUGUUACUGUUAUGAAUGUUAAUGGAAGCUGUUAUGGUUUAUUUAUUGAUACUAAUAAUACUCUUUAUUGUUCACUUAAAAAUCUUCAUCAGGUUGUUAAACUUUUACUUAAUAAUGGUACAACCAUCCCGAUAAUUGCAGCCGGAAAUGGUUCUGCUGGAUCACUAUCAAAUAUGCUUAAUUCUCCUCAAGGAAUCUAUGUUGAUAGUAAUUUAAACUUAUAUAUCGCAGACUGUGCGAACAAUCGUAUUCAAUUCGUUCAAAUUAGUCAAUUAAAUGGAGUGACAAUCGUUGGUAAUGGAUCAUCAACAAAUUUUAUACUCAACUAUCCAACUGGAAUUGUCCUUGAUGCUAAUGGUUAUCUUUUUAUUGUCGAUAGUUAUAAUCAUCGUAUUGUUGCUUCAAGUUAUUAUGGUUUUCGAUGUAUAGUGGGAUGUUUGGGAGGUGGCUCAUCUGCGUCUCAAUUAUCUUUUCCACAAAGUAUGGCUUUUGAUAGCUAUGGAAACAUAUAUGUUACUGAUCGAAAUAAUAGUCGACAAUACCGACUACCACCACCACUACUACUACGAGCAGCACCAGCAGUACCACAACUAGCACUACUACUACUACCACAAGUAAGACUACAAGCAGUAGCAGUACAACAAGUAGUACUACCACCACCACUAGUAGCACUACUACUACUACAACUAGUACCACGAGUAGCACUACGACUAGCAGUACUACUACAAGCAGUAGCACUACUACUACCACCACCAGUACCACAAGCAGCAGUACUACAAGUAGCACUACUACCACUACCACCACCAGCAGUACAACUACAAGUAGUAGCAGUACCACAAGUACCACUACAAGCAGUAGCAGUACCACAAGUACCACUACAAGCAGUAGCAGUACCGCAAGUACCACUGCUACUACUACUACCACCACCACUUGUACUACAACGAGUAGCAGUAGUACCACAAGUAGUACUACUACGAGUAGCAGUAGCACCUCAAGCAGCACUACCACCACGACCACUACUAGCAGUGCUACUACUACCACUACCACUACAAGUACUACAAGAAGUAGCACUACUACCACGAACAGUAGCAGUACAACAAGCAGCAGUACAACGAGUAGUAGUACAACGAGUACUAGCAGUACUUCAAGUAGUACCACUACAACCAUCAGUAGUAGUACAUCAAGUAGUACUACUACCAGUAGUAGCAGUACGACAAGUAUUAUUCAAACGACUGAUGCUGAAAGCACAACACAAACUCAUGAAGGUAUAUGAAUUCAUUUCAACAGUGCAAGACUCAACAAUAAUUCCAAGCACAGCAUCCAUAACAACUUCUCAAACAUUAAAUAUCAAUGAAACUUGUUAUUCACCAACAAUUAUCUUGAUUCCUGGACAAUCAUCUCUGUCAUCUCCAAUGUCGUAUCGACGUAGUCAAGAUUUUUCUAUUACUUCAAUGAUUCAAUUUAAUUGUGAUGGUUCACUUUCAAAAAUUACUAAAUGGACAAUAAAGAAUUGCACGUCAACUAGUUGUUCAGUUGAAAUUGCAUUAAAUGAAAAAGUUAAGACAACAUUUAGUGAACUUUAUAUUCCAUCAAGAACUCUUAAUUAUGGUGUUUAUCAACUAACAUUAACUGUAACAAUGAUUGACUCACCGAAUUUAAAAUCAUCAUCUUCAGUUUAUGUAAGAAUAACUGCAACAGGUAUAACAGCAAAUCUUGUUCAAUUAGGAACAUCUAUGGUAACACGAGGUGAUCAACAGGAUCUUUUACUUGAUCCUGGGACAUUUUCAGUUGAUCCUGACGAGGAUACAUUUGAUGCAACUAAAUGGAAAUAUACGUAUUAUUGUCGAAUAUAUAGUUUAUAUAAUUUUCCAAAUCUACAAGGAAUAUUAUUAUCAAUUGGAGAUUCAAGAAUUGAUCCUUAUAGUCCAUCAUGUUUGUCAAAUCGAUCAGGAAAUGGAACAGGAUUAAUAUUCGGAAAUUUAACUUCAUCACCUAAUUCAUCUCUAACAGUUCUCAGUGGUUCACUUCAAUUAAAUCAAAUCUAUCAAUUUAUGGUCUAUAUGGAGAAUCGUAAGAAUUCUUCUAUUCAAGCAACAGGUUAUGUACUUGUUACAAUUGAAGUUACUCAUCCACAACUGAUUGCUGUUGGUUGUGUAAUAUCAUCAAUGUGUGUUCCAAAUCUUGAAUUUCAACUUCUUAAUCCAACAACACAAGUUGCUCUAUUUACUGUGUGUAUUGGAACUUGUACAAAUCUUCAAAGUAUUAAAUGGAACAUUUAUCAAGGAUCAGACAAUUCAACAUCUUCAAAUUCUACUCAAUGGACUUUAUUUAAUCAAACAAGUUUAUAUGAAAAUAUUUUGUUUUUUGGUACGAAUACAAGUAAUUUCACAGCAACAGAUCUAUUAUUUCUUAAUAAUCUUCAGAUAAGUCUUUGGCGUUUUGAAGUUGUUUAUACAUUUCUAUCUGCAAUAAGUACAAGUGCAUUGAAUUUUAUUAUUAAUCAACCGCCUUCAAAUGGUUCAUGUUCAAUCAAUCCUCUUAGUGGUACUAUAACUACUUUAUUCACUAUUAAGUGUCUAGACUGGUAUGAUGUAGAUGGAAUACAAGAUUAUUCAUUAUAUGUAUGGACAACAGAUAUAUCACAACGAACAAUAAUUGCAUUUUCACCAGAGUAUAAUUUUCAAGUUCGAUUACCAGCUGGUGACAAUGAAACUUUAUUACUCAAUCUUGUUGUUUAUGUUCGAGACCUUGCGAGUUCUAUUACACAAGUGAAUAUAUCUUCUGUUAAUGUUAUUGCAGAUACCGCAACAAUCAAUGAUUUAAUUGAUAAAAUAAUAAAUGCAUCGAGUACAAUAACAAAUAAUCCAAUUGUUCGAUUACUUUCAAGUGGAAAUCAAAAUGUUGUUGGACAAAUAUUCAUUUCAUUAUCACAACAAUUCAAUCAAAUGAAUAGUAAAAAUUUAGAUAAAGCUAUUUCAGGUGGAAUACCAGCUGCAACUAUUUUAGUAUCAUCAUUAGGAAGUUCAAGUUUACAACAAAUGUCAAUACCAUUGAAUGAAUCAGCUUUGAUUGACUAUAAUAUAGAAUUAAAUUCUCAAGCAAAUGUUCGAGAUUAUCUAGUAACAUUUAUAACUAAUCUUCUCAUAACAACAUCAAAUAGUAUUAUAUUACAAUCAUCAUCAUUAGUUCAAUUAACUCAAGCAACAAAUCAAUUAACACGAAAUACUUUAGCUGUAAAUGGACCAUUACAAGGACGAACAGAUGUACUUGAUUUGGAUUCUUCUCGUGCAAAUGCCAUAUCUACUGAUUAUGAUACUGAUCUUGAAUCUGCAUGGUCAAAUUUAAAUUUAUUUUCUGAUGGAAAUGAUUUUUCUGCUGAAACAAUUGAAAAAAAUCGAAAUCUUUAUUAUCAAAAACAAUUAGCAAAUCAAAUCAAUAGUCAAGUAACACAAAUGAUGUCAUUAUUAACUUCUUCAUUAAAUAUUCAUUUAAAUAUUGGUCAAAAUUCAACAAUGAAUACAUCUCAAUCAUUUAUAUCAUUAGAAACUAUAUCAAUUGAAUCACUCAAAGACAGACUUGUGAAACAAGUUGAAAAUGCUCAAUUUAGUAUUCCAUCCAAUUAUAUUUUGAACACAACAUCUAAUUCUUCAAUUUCACUUCGAUCCAAAAUAGAUCCACUUGCUUCAUAUGGAAAUUUUCAAAAUACAAAUCUUUCAAGAUCAAUUUCACUUUCAAUUAUUGAUCAAAAUGGAAAUGAAAUUUCUUUUCAAGCUCAUGAAAAUAAUCCAAUACAAUUGAUGAUUCCUCGUGAUCCAAAUGUAUUAAUUCCAUCAAUGUAUUUACAAAAUGUUACAUCAAUUAAUUCAACUAUUAAUAAUUUAUUAUUCAAUUAUCAUUAUAUUAAUAUUACAACUUCUCUUCCUAUUUCAGUUCAUUUUGAAAUUCAUCCUUUAAGUUCAAAUUUAGCAUAUUUAUUUAUUUAUAAGUUUGAUCAAACACCACAAUUAAAUAGUUCAAUUAAUCUCAUUGAUGGAUGGACAAUGUUUUGUCCUUUCAAUUUAACCAAUGAUGAUAUAUAUCGAUAUUUUAUUGAUAAUCAACAAACACCUGGUCAUCAAUCGUUAAUAUUUGGAAUAAGAGAAUUAAAUUCAACAGAAAUUAAUAAUUAUUGUUUAAAUAAUUCUUCAAUAAAUACGUCUUUACCAGUAACCGAUGAAUCAAUUAAUUUUACAUCAAAUUAUGAACUUCGUAUAUAUACAUCAGGUUGUUAUUAUCUUGAUGAAAAUAGUAAUUGGAAAUCAGAUGGAUUAAUUGUUGGAUCAUUGACAAAUCAUUAUGAAACUGAAUGUUUAUCAACUCACUUAACAUCAUUUGCUGGUGGUUUUAUUGUUUUACCAGAACCAAUUAAUUGGAGUUAUGUUUUUGCAAAUGCUGAUUUCUCGAAAAAUAAAACUAUUUAUUUAACAAUUAUUUUUAUGUCUAUUGCUUAUAUUAUUUUGAUGAUUUUUGGACGUUUUAAAGAUAGAAAAGAUAUUGAAAAAUUAGGAGUAACACCAUUACCUGAUAAUGAUAAAUCUGAUCAAUAUUAUUAUCAAAUUAUUGUUUUUACUGGUCAACGAGCAAAUUCUGGAACACAAUCAAAAGUUCAUUUUAUUCUCUCGAGCGAUAAUGAUGAAACACGUGUUCGAACAUUUUCAGAUCCUCAUAGAAAAGUAUUUCAACGUGGCGGAAUUGAUUCAUUUAUUAUGAGUGUUCCAAAAUCAUUGGAAUUAUUAAACUAUAUUCGUAUUUGGCAUGAUAAUUCAGGAGAAGGUUCAUCAGCAUCAUGGUUUCUAAAAUAUAUUAUUGUUCGAGAUUUACAAACAAUGGAAAAAUUUUAUUUUAUUGCUCAACGGUGGUUUUCAGUCGAACAAGGAGAUGGACUUAUUGAACGAAUUUUACCCAUUGCUGGUGAAAUGGAAAAACAAAAUUUUUCUUAUGUAUUAUCGAAAAAAGCUUAUUUUAGUAUAUCCGAUGGUCAUUUAUGGUUUUCAAUUUUCUCUCGACCACCAUCAAAUAAAUUUACACGUGUUCAACGAUGUACUUGUUGUUUUGUUUUAUUAUUUGCCUCAAUGUUACUGAAUAUAAUGUAUUAUGAUUUAUCUGCCCAAGCAAAAUCGUCAAAUAAUACAGAAAGUAAUAGUCUAUCAAUUGGUCCUCUUUAUAUAGCACCGGAACAAAUUGGAAUUGGUAUAAUGGUUGAAUUAUUCUCGUUAGUUCCAAGUAUUUUCAUAGUUCAAUUCUUUCGACGUAUUCGAUCUCGUCGACAAAUUUCACCAUUACGUCAAGCAUUAGAGAAAAUACGAUCAUUACCACCCACUGAUUCAAAAGAUAAAAAUCUAAUUAAAAACAAAAAAAAACAAUUUACAUUUCCUUGGUGGUGUUUAUUUAUUGCUUAUACAUUUUCUUUUAUGAUAAUUGCUGUUUCAAUGUUUUUUAUCAUUGUUAAAGGAAUUAUAUUUGGUGAUUUAAAAACUCAAAAAUGGUUAACAUCUGUUUUUACUGGCUUUUUCUCAUCAAUUAUUCUUACUCAACCAAUUAAAAUUUUAGGCUUGGCAGUAUUUUUUACUCUAUUUUGUCGAAAUCCAAAUGAUGAUAAAGAAGCAAAAGAAUAUAUAGAUGAGACUAAUUUCGAAUUGGAUGGUGAUGAAGAUUAUCUUCAUUCGACUGAUUUUUCAUUGAUUUCAAAUUCUUCAAAACGUAUUACUCGUCUAAAUGAAAAUGAAGUAGCUUUUCUUCGUGAACAACGUUUAAAAGAACUUCAAAUGUGGUCAAUUAUUCGAGAAUUUAUAAUUUAUGCAAUAUUUUUAUUAUUGCUUUGUAUAAUAACUUUUUUAAAUCGUACACAAAAUAGUUUUUAUCAAACUGAUCAUUUACAAAAAUAUUUUUUAAAUACAAGACAAACAGAUUGUGAUUAUACACAAAUUUUAACAAUUGAUGAUUAUUGGAAUUGGUUAAAUAAUAGUUUUGUUGAUAAUCUUCGUGCUCAACAAUGGUAUAAUGAUGAUCAACCGAUAAAUUUAAAUGGAUAUAUAAAUGAUAAAACAAAUCGAAUGAUUGGUUGGGCAACAAUGAGACAAUUACGUAGUAAAUCACAAUUAUGUUCUGAUCAACGUAUAAUGCCAACAUGUAUAAAUGAUUAUAGUUUAUCUAAUGAAGAAAAAGAUUCAUUUCAACUAGGAUGGGUAAUAAAUCAAACAUCAAUAGAAGAAGAAGAUUAUAGUUCAUCAAUUCUAAAAGCAUUUCAAUAUCAAUCAAGUAAAGAAUUAGAUACAUAUGCUUAUGUAGGUGAUUAUGGAACGUAUAGUGGAGAUGGUUAUGUAUAUGAAUUUCGUGGUCGUUUAUCUGAUAUUAAAAGUAAUUUAUCUUUACUUCAUCAAUUACAAUGGAUUGAUUCAAAGACAAGAGCUGUUAUUAUUCAAUUAACUUUAUAUAAUCCAAAUGUUGCAUUAUAUACUUCAGUUACCUUUCUUCUAGAAUUUUUAUCUGCAAGUGGAGUUUAUCCAUCCGCUCGUUUUGAACCACUUAAUUUCUAUGUAUUUACAUCAUUAACACAAUUGAUUUGUACAAUUAUUUAUAUAUGUUUUAUUAUUUAUUUUCUUAUCAUUGAAAUGAAAUUAUUAAUUAAAUUAAAAUUAAAAUAUUUUUAUGAAUUUUGGUCAAUAAUUCAAAUUGGUAUAAUAAGUUGUUCAAUAACAAGUAUUAUUAUUUAUAUUUGGCGUUUUAAAGAAUAUAAUCGUUUAAGUUCACUUUUUCUCAAAACAAAUGGAUAUGUUUAUAUUAAUUUACAAAUGACAGUUUAUGUCGAUGAUGUUUUAACAUCUCUUCUUGGUUUUUGUUGUUUUUUUGGAAUUAUUAAAUUUAUUAAAUUUAUUCGAUUUAAUAAAUCAUUAAGAAUAUUUGUUCAAAUACUUAAAUAUGUUACAAAAGACAUUAUUUCAUUUUCAUUUAUGUUUUCAAUUGUAUUUAUGUCCUUUGUUUCAUUAUUUUAUUUAUUAUUUACAUCAAGUAUUGAAUCAUGUUCAAGUUUAUUAUCAACAUCUCAAAUGUUAUUUGAAAUAACAUUAAUGAAAUUUGAUGCAAGUGAUUUUACUGGAGCUGAUCCAUUUCUUGGUCCAUUUUGUUUUUCACUUUUUGUUAUUAUUGUUGUUUUCGUAUGUUUAAGUAUGUUUAUUUCAAUACUUAAUGAUGGUUUUCAUCAUGUUGAAGAAAAUCCAAUUGAAGAUCCACACAUUUUAUCCUAUAUGUUAAAGAAAUUUUUAAAUUGGACACAUUUAAGAAGACCAAAUGUUGAAGAAAUUUAUGAAAUACAAGACUCUCAAAUGCAUUCUCAAUAUGUUGAUCCAAUUGAAAAUUUUCCUGAUAAAAUCGAUCAAUUAUUAGAAGCAAUCGAUCGAGUAUAUUAA